CCACAUCAUCUCCACCCAAAUCCAAGCUGUCAUAAACCAAAAGCAAUUCCCAUUAUUAGGACUACAAAUAAGACCACGACCCGCUCUUAUGAUCUUCACCAUUAACAUUUAUAUACCCACUAAAAACUACUAAGCACCCAGUACUGUUCGUCAAAAUGCCUCAUCAUCACCAAAAAUUUCUCCUCCUCUUCUUCUUCUUCCUCGUGGCAACCACAUCCCACGCCCACAACAUCACGAAAAUCCUAGCCAAGCACCCCGAAUUGUCGACCUUCAACCAGUACCUGAGCCGAACUCGGCUGGCGGCCGACAUCAACCGCCGGCUGACCAUCACAGUCCUGGCGGUGGACAAUGCAGGAAUGUCAUCUCUCAUCUCAAAGGGCUAUUCUCUAUACACCAUUCGCAACAUCCUCUCACUCCACGUCCUUGUUGACUAUUUUGGUGCGAAGAAGCUCCACCAGAUCAGCAAGGGCUCCACCUUGACUUCCAGUGUCUUCCAAGCUAGUGGUGCCGCCCCAGGCACCUCCGGCUUCGUCAACAUCACUGACCUCAAGGGCGGUAAGGUCGGAUUUGGUGUUGAGGACAAUGAUGGUCAUCUCACUUCUCACUUUGUCAAGUCCAUUAAGGAGAUUCCAUACAAUAUCUCCGUCAUUGAAAUCAGUCAGGUGUUGAGUUCGGCCGAAGCCGAAGCGCCGACUUCAGGACCAAGCGAGUUGAACGUAACGACUAUAUUGUCAAAGCAAGGCUGCAAAUCUUUCGCCGACUUGUUAAUAGCCACUGGAGCCGACGCCACUUACCAGUCCAACACUGAGUCUGGCUUAACGGUGUUUUGUCCAACAGACGGUGUUGUCAAAGGUUUCAUGCCAAAGUACAAAAACUUAACGACUGCCAAAAAAGUAUCGUUACUGUUAUAUCACGGCAUCCCCGUUUACCAAUCCAUCCAGAUGCUUAAGCAAAAUAACGGAGUCGUUAACACGCUGGCUACCGACCGUGCCAAUAAAUAUGAUUUCACGGUGCAAACUGACGGCGAAGACUUGACGUUAGAGACUACGGUGGUAACGUCGAAGGUUACUGGGACGUUGAUUGACAAGGAGCCGUUAGCUAUUUAUAAGCUGAAUAAGGUUUUGUUGCCUAAGGAGCUGUAUAAGCCGACUGAAGCCACUUCGCCCAAAUCCAGUAGCGAUGACUCCGACGACGAAGAAGCCGAUGCCCCAGAGGGUGAUUCUGAUGAUCAGACGGCUGACGAUAAUGGUGCCGUUGGGAUAAACGGUGGGAGAAUGGCUGUGGUCUUUUUGAGCUUGUGCGUGGGAUUUUUGCUUAUGUGAUUAAUGUCUGUACGUUAGUUUUUAACGACAACAAUGUUCAUAAACACACGAGCUCUUCUUGGGUGGGGCUUUGAAUUCUUUUUUUUUUUUUUUUUUUUCUAAUAUCUUUUUGUGGAGAAUAAAUAUUGGUGGCUCGUUCCAUGUAUUGAGAGAAUCUUUUGCUUAUAUAUAAAUUAAAAAUGUAUAGACCACAUUUUCUUUG
This is a messenger RNA of Cannabis sativa, 1524 nucleotides long. RefSeq names its product fasciclin-like arabinogalactan protein 2. Gene Ontology annotation, cellular component: plasma membrane. The record is from RefSeq and is a predicted model, not a curated record. The transcript is spliced from 2 exons. Lineage: Eukaryota; Viridiplantae; Streptophyta; Magnoliopsida; Rosales; Cannabaceae. Bases 156 to 1322 code for a protein of 388 amino acids.